AGCCACACACCGGCAUGUGAAUGGCGGCCGAAAGGGGCCGAGUUGUCACGGAGGAGGAGCGCGAGGAGCCCGCGGCCUCCGGAGCCGCGGCUCGCGCGCACCGCGCGCACACCCGCAGCCAGAGCCACAUCCAGUUCCAGCCCCAGACGCCCGGCGCCCAGUGGCAGGCUCCGCGCGCUCUCGCUCACACCAGGAGUCACAGCCACGCGCACUUCACGACUCCCUCGCGCACACCGGCGCAGAAGUACGGCUGCCGCCUGACGCACAGCCUCUCAGCCAUGGCCGGAGCGCAGGGCUCCUCCGCGGGGCAGCUCAUCAAGCCCACCGACCCGCUGUUCCCCAAGACCCCUCAGCAGACCGAGCUGGGCCAGAAGUUGACGCUAUGCAGCAAGCUGUGUUUCGCCAUCGGCGGCGCCCCCAAGGAGGUGGCCGGCAGCGCCACGGCCUUCUUCUUCCAGAUCUACCUGCUGGACGUGGCUCAGAUCAACGCCUUCCAGGCCUCCAUGGUGCUGUUCAUCGGUAAAGCCUGGGGGGCCGUGACCGACCCCGUGGUCGGGUUCUUCAUCACAAAGAGCAGGUGGACCAAGAUCGGUCGACUCAUGCCCUGGAUGGUGGGUUGCUCUCCGUUCCUGGUGGUCUCCUACUUCUACCUCUGGUUCGUUCCCCCCUUCAUCAGCGGCAGGUUCCUCUGGUACCUCGGCUUCUACUGCCUCUACCAAACCCUCAUCACCUGCUUCCACGUGCCUUACUCUGCUCUCACCAUGUUCCUGAGCACGGACCAGAAGGAGCGAGACUCGGCCACCGCUUACCGGAUGACCAUGGAGGUGCUGGGGACGCUCGUGGGCGCCGCCAUCCAGGGCCAGAUCGUGGCCAGCGCUCACACUCUGAAGCACUGCCCGCCUCACAACGCGUCCGCCGGUUACCUCGGCAACAACGGCAGCGGGGCGGAGAUCGUCAGGAGGCUGGUGCGCUCCCAGGACUACCUGUCGCACUCGAAGGAGGUGUACAUGAUCGCUGCCGGUGUGAUCGGAGGCGUGUUCCUCGUCUGCACCGUGGUGAUGUUCCUGGGGGUCAAAGAGAGGGACGAUCCCUACGCCCCGAGGACCGAGAAGCAGAUCCCGUUCCACCAGGGCUUCAUCCUGGUGAUGAGGCACGGGCCGUACCUCACUCUGACCGCCGCGUUCCUCUUCAUCACCGUCGCCAUUCAGCUGGUCCAGAGCAACUUCGUCCUCUUCUGCACGUACGCCGCCGACCUGAGGGACCACUUCCAGAACAUCGUGCUGACCAUCCUGGUUUCUGCCGUGAUAAGCAUCCCGGUGUGGCAGUGGUUCCUGCAGCGCUUCGGGAAGAAGACGGCGGCUUUUUGCGGCAUCACAUGGAUCAUGCCCUUCACCUUGAUGCUGGUCUUCAUCCCCAACGUGGUGGUGGCCUACGUCGUGGCCGUCUCCUCGGGGCUCAGCGUGGCCGCCUCGCUCCUGUUGCCGUGGUCGAUGCUGCCGGACGUGGUGGACGACUUCCGGCUGGCCAACCCCUACUGCAAAGGCCACGAGGCCAUCUUCUACUCCUUCUACGUGUUCUUCACCAAGUUCGCUUCGGGCAUCUCCCUGGGAGUGUCCACCCUGUGCCUGGAAUUUGCAGGGUAUGACACCGGCGCCUGCAAGCAGCCGGCUCCCGUAGUGUACACCCUGAAGCUGCUGAUCGGCGCUGCCCCCGUGGCCUUCAUCGUGACGGGGUUGAUGAUCCUGCUGCUCUAUCCCAUCAGCGAAGACGUGCGGCUCAGGAACCGACUCUGCCUGGACGAGCUGCGGAAGCAAAGCAUCAGCUCCAGAACAAUGGAGGACCUGAACAAUGCGUGACCUUUGACCUUGAAGGAAGUGCCCCCCCCCCCCCCCCCGUGCGCGUUCCAGUCGACUCCGCUGGAAAAACUCGACCAUUAGUGUAUAUUACACUGAUAAAUAGUUCAAACUGUUUUAACGUAAACUUUUACGUUUUCAUUUUCACAUGUAACCUGUACAGUCAUCUCGGAUAUAUAAAUAUACAAUAAGAUUACCUAAUUUAUAUAAAUGAAUGUAUACCAUAUAUUUGCCGUGUUCAGCUCUACGACACUUCCGUUAUUUAUUUAUGAUUUCUUUUUUUUGGAAUAUUGAGGGCUGAUGAUAUGAAAUUAAUAAAUGUUGUAGAGGUUGGUCGAUAGACCG
This is a messenger RNA of Cyclopterus lumpus (lumpfish), 2198 nucleotides long. It is a transcript of the gene mfsd2b, whose product is annotated as major facilitator superfamily domain containing 2B. The coding region runs from base 21 to 1856 and encodes 611 amino acids. Gene Ontology annotation, molecular function: sphingolipid intramembrane carrier activity; symporter activity. Lineage: Eukaryota; Metazoa; Chordata; Actinopteri; Perciformes; Cyclopteridae. Gene Ontology annotation, cellular component: membrane. The transcript is spliced from 14 exons. Gene Ontology annotation, biological process: carbohydrate transport. The record is from RefSeq and is a predicted model, not a curated record.